Molecule: messenger RNA, 7624 nt
Organism: Haemorhous mexicanus (house finch)
Lineage: Eukaryota; Metazoa; Chordata; Aves; Passeriformes; Fringillidae
Gene: DCLK3
Product: doublecortin like kinase 3
Exons: 5
Coding region: 142-2589 (815 amino acids)
Biological process (GO): protein phosphorylation; intracellular signal transduction
Molecular function (GO): protein kinase activity; ATP binding
Source: RefSeq, a predicted model, not a curated record
GCGGCGCCGCCUCUCCGCCGGGUUCCCUCCUUCUCUCCCGCUCAGCUCCCUGACUGCCCUCGCAGGCGGGAGGCGGCGCAGAGGGAGCGUGCGGUGGUGUGCGGGCAGCCCCUGGCCGGAGCCGAGCCGAGCCCCCGCAUCAUGCCGGCCGCCGCGCCGCCCCCGCUCCACCCCGCGGCAGGCGCCUGCUGCCACUGCCAGGGACGCCAAGGCUUAUUGGACCAUUCGCCACGCAAAGCAGGCUCAAAAGUAAAAGAGAGGAAACUGCAUGGGACUUGUCCUCCUGUUGGUCGUGGAAACUAUGAAAAACCAUGUUUGGGUGAAAGCAGCCACAGGUCCUCAUUUUUCAGUCCCCACAAUGGUUUUCACACGAUACAUUCAGAGCACAGUCCUGUGAAGCCAAGGAUAAUUACAGUGGUGAAACCUGGGGGACGCACGCUCCGGAGGAUAACCUUGCUUCUCAACAGGAGAUCAGUCCAGACCUUUGAGCAGCUGAUGGCUGACAUUUCAGAAGCUCUGGGAUUUCCUCGUUGGAAGAAUGACCGUGUGAGAAAGCUAUACAAUCUGAGAGGCAGAGAGAUCCGAAGUGUUUCUGAGUUCUUCAGGGAAGGUGAUGCGUUCAUUGCUAUGGGGAAGGAGCCCCUCACUUUGAAGGACCUGGAGGUGGUAUUACAAGAACUUUAUCCUGAAAAUCCUUAUGCUCCCACUGCUGCCAUUCAGACAAAUGAGGAGCAGUCCCAAAAACUGAAGAGCAGGCUGUAUGACAAGGCCUCGAAAGUAGACAGUGGCUUUGAUGAGACAGAAAUGACCAAGAACUGCAGCGAUGGCUUGUCUUCCCAGCUGGUAGGUGGACAUGAAGGAAAAAGUCAAGCCAAGACAAAACAAGAGGAAAAAAUGAGAACCAAAAAAAAGUGGACUAGAGAGAGCUGGGGUGGUGAGCAUGGAGUGAAACCUUCUAGGAACACACGGGAAAGUGAAAGGUACCUUAAGCAUGAGAGGAGUUCUGAGGACGGCUUAGAAGAGAGUUCUGAGGAGGUGCCGAGGUGUGAGAAAUGCGAACAGGAAAGGCAGGCCAGAGAAAAGUUACGGAGGGAAAGGCAGGCUGAGGCCUCGUUUGAGAAUAGAGACUUGAACACAGGCAUGUGUCAGAGGUACCACGUAGAAAGAAAUACAAAAGUCAGGAACAACCGAAAGUCUCCUGACACAUGUCUGGAGGGUGAGGAAGUUGGCUGGAAAGAUAAUUGCGGUAGGAGGAUGUGGAAGCCGCUACAUAGGAUUGUUAAUGAAGGGCUGGAGAAGCAAAAAAGGAACACUGAGAAAGAAAGGGAUGUGGAGAAGCAUGAAAACCAUGGGAAGGAAGUAGUAAAAAUCAGGAAGAAUGCUGUAGAAGGGCUCCAGCUAUCUUAUGAAGUGAAGGAAGAUAAUGGAAGUAGCUGUGUAAUGAACCAAAGUGGUUGGCUAAAGAAAGACACUCUGAGGGAUGCUGAGAAAAUGUCUAAAACACAUAGAGAGGGCAGAGAGGGACAAAGGGCUAAAGAGGAAACUGCCAGAAGAGAGGGGAAUGGCACAUGUAGAGAGAGUGACAUGACGCGACGAGAAAAAACAGGGGAGCGCAGAGUGAAUAAAGAAGACAACAAAACUCAGGGAUUGGAAAGCACAAGCCGGAGGCAUGCCAUUAAAAGCAGAACUGAUGUGGAAAAACACUAUGAGAUUGGCAGAACUAUUGGGGAUGGGAACUUUGCAGUGGUGAAGGAAUGUCGCCACUGUGAUUCCAAUCAGAUCUAUGCAAUGAAAAUUGUUGAUAAAUCCAAGCUGAUGGGGAAGGAGGACAUGAUGGAAAGUGAAAUCCUCAUUAUUCGGAGUCUCUCUCAUCCCAAUAUAGUAAGCUUAAUUGAGGUGUAUGAGACAGAAGCUGAGAUCUACUUAAUCUUAGAGUAUGUUCCAGGAGGGGACUUAUUUGAUGCAAUUAUAGAAAGUGUGAAGUUCACAGAGCAUGAUGCUGCUGUCAUGAUCGCUGACCUGUGUGAAGCCCUGGUUUAUAUUCACAGCAAGAAUAUUGUCCACAGGGACCUCAAACCAGAGAAUCUCUUGGUUCAGCACAAUGCAGAUAAAUCUACUACACUGAAACUGGCAGACUUUGGCCUUGCUAAGCAGGUUACAAAACCCAUAUUUACUGUCUGUGGAACACCAACGUAUGUUGCUCCUGAAAUACUUGCUGAGAAGGGCUAUGGCCUUGAAGUAGACAUGUGGGCAGCUGGUGUGAUUCUUUACAUCCUGCUCUGCGGUUUUCCCCCUUUCCGCAGUCAGGACCGUGAUCAAGAGGAGCUGUUUCAGAUCAUACAGCUGGGUCACUACGAGUUCCUGUCCCCUUACUGGGACAAUAUUUCUGCAGCAGCAAAAGACCUCAUCACCAGGCUGUUGAUAGUGGAUCCCCAGAAGCGCUACACAGCACGUCAGGUACUUCAACACCCUUGGAUCAGAACAGCUGGGAAAACUAACAGCCGGAAUCUGCAGAGGGAAGUGACAAUAAACAUCGAGCGCCAUUUCCGGGCCCAGCGCCGAAAGGAAGUUGUUGAUGAGGGCACAUGAAAUCUUUCAAGCUCAUUUUGUCUUCUUUUUUGUUGAUUAACAAAUCAGUUAUGUUUUCUUUUCUAAAUGAAUUGGGAAUUUAAUGUGUAGCUGUUGGUGGCUAUUGCCAUGCCUUUUUUUUGAUUCUGAGAUUCUGAAGGACUGAGAUCAAAUUCACAUUCACCUCUUCUGAUGUUACUUGGCAGUCUCUUUGUUGAAAGCAGUGGGGACUAGAUAAAUUCUAGAAGGUGUCUAUUCUUUUUCUUUAAGUACUGAUUUGGACUUUUACAUCUUUUACAAAUGUUUGCUUCUGUGACUCACACUAGUGGUGAGUCUUCUCUCAUCCUUUUUGUAUGAUAUUCUACAGGAGUUUUGUGUUUGUAAUGUUUUCAAAAUAGCUGUCUGCAUACACGUCUUACACUAAUUUUUUAAAGAGUCUUUUCACUAAUUCCUUCUAGCCACAGAGAAGGAAGAAUAAAAGGUAAAUAAAAUGUUUAGCUGUAGGAUAUAUGAAAUAAACAGCCAGAUACUGUAUUUAUUAGGUUGUGAGGGAAUACAAACACUUAUUGACUAAAUCUGAUAUUUUAUGAUAUCUCCCUUGGCGACAUCUUUCAUUGGUUUUUCAGGGUAAGAGAUGGUGCGAUGUUCCUGUUACAAGAAGGUGGUGCUGUGUACUAUGUAGGUUUCAUUUGUUUUUAGAAGGUGGAAGAUAUGGCUGAUACCUUUUCAAGAUUCAAAUAAUAACAAGAUUCAAAGAGGUUUUCUUCCUCCUCUGGGCAGUAGGAAGUUAAGCAGUUCCAAUGGCGCUUUGCUUUUUAUCCCAAAAUCAUAAUUAUGGAGUGGUAAUUUUUCAGUCAUUUUUCAAUAUUCAGUUUUUUCCCCUCUUGGAGACAUCCAUGUGCAUCUGUGACUUUUCCAUGCCAAUGGAGAAGAAAAAGCUUGGAAAUUGUGACUAAAGUUAACCCUUGCCUUGACAGUUUCCCUUUCAUCAACAUACUUUUUCAGUGUAGUUUAGCGAUUGUUUUGUUUGGUUGGGUUUUUCCAUCUCUUGCCCUCGCUGUGACCUUUUCUCCUUGCUUCCAUGAGAAUAGGCAAUGGGAUGAAAUGAAAUGAAAAUCCCAACUUGAGGAAAAACAAUUUGUUGCCUGCGGAAAGGUCUCCCAGGGGAAGCGUCAGAUGCUCUAUUGCAUGUGGUUUUUAAAAUUUUUAUUGGAUGCAGUUUUAAGGAAAUCCUGUGAGGGAAAAUUACAGCCCAGAGAGAGGGACAUGACCUAGACCAGCUUUUGAAUCUCAGAACUUUUGAAUCUCAGAACUUUUGAUUAAUUAAUUAAAUACAAAAAGCACUUGAGUUUUCCAUUUUAUAAUUCUUUGUCCUCAAGUUCUAUGUGCUAGCAAAUAAUAUUGGUGUUAGAAUGUCAGUGGUGUUGGCACUGAAUACACAGCCUGUAGAAAUGAAGGAGGGUGUUUUACACUUGGAGAGCCUCUGCUCUGCCUAUGUAUUUCAUAGUGAGGAAUGUCAGAAGCAUUUCAGAAUCAGUGAAACAUUUUCACAACUAUAUGAACCAGAAUAUUAUUUUUUGGUGAGUGCUAAUAUUUUGUGUGAACUUGCUGAAUAACCAAAAAGUGUAGAGUUCUUGUCAUCAUGUUUCUGUUUCUUCUUGUGACUGUUUUUCUGCAAGAAUUAUGUAUAAAAGUAGAGAUCACUUGACUCUUAAAGAAGAAUUGCACUUUAAAUUGAAUUAGCUUAUUUCUUAUACUUACUGGAAUAAGACUUGCUGUGGAGUUCAAGAAUUGGUGAAACAAACCAAUCAAAUCUUUACUGUAUGCCCAAGUAGUAGCUCUGUGAUAUGUCAUACUUCUGCUUUGGAGUCUGAGUCAGGAAGACUUUUUCUUUUCCUGAAAAAAAGAAUGGAUUUAAGUGCUUCCCUGAGUUAAGGGAACCUAAUGUAACCUAAUAUUAUAAAAGCAUUCCAUCGUAUUUGAGUACUAGUAAUAAUGUAUCCUCUGUUAAUUUAAGUCUAUUUUGGAUAGGAAACUGUGGAAAAAUAGCUUCUGAUGUGCAAUACUAUAUUUUGUAAUUAUCUUAUUUUUAAUAUAGUUGUUUAGGAAUAAAGUCUGAAGUGACAAAAAUAUUUAAUCAACAGUGAAUCUGAAAGUUUGGAGAUUGUGUUACAAGUUGUCUUUUGCACCUUUAAGAACCUGUCUGCAGCCUUAUUCAUAGUGCAGAAGAUGAAGAAUUUGCUUGUAAAAUUAUAAAAGUAAUUAUUUUUUCAAUUAUUUUGUUUUUCUUUCACGUUCUCUGUGUUCCAGACAGGCUAAACAUGGACUGUGCUAGGUGGUCACUGCAUGGCACCUGUAAGUACAGAUGCUGCUGUGGCAGUGCUUAGGCACAGGUUUGUCACUGUUGCUACAAGAUGUGUGGCAUUAGGCCCUCCCUCCUUCAGGUUGGAGGCUGAAAAAGCUUCCAGGUGCUUCUCAGGGUUUUUACUUCUUUCUUUCUCUCCUACUUCAUUAUUCCUUUUCUCUUGUUGCUUCCAGUGUUUUUGCUCUGUCUCUGUACUGUCGAAGGGAGUCCAGGUCCCCAAACAUUAUGUUUUAAUUUACUUGUAGCAAUGAAAUCCCAUAUGGUUUUGGAGGGCUCCGCCUCAAGCUUUGCUUGCUGAUGUUGAAAGUAAUAUUAGGCAGGACUAAGAAAAGAAAUGGUGAAAAUCCCCUCUCAUCUCCUCCAGUCUUUUGUCAGGCUUUUCUUUUAGCUCUGUGUGACAUUCCAAUGCAGACCUGAUCUUUAUGCUCUGUAAGAGGGUUUCUAAUAUAUGAACCAUGUUCACACUCUGUGAUUGAGGAUUAUCACUGUUCUUCCUUUCCUGAGGUUUUUCUAAUGUAUAUUGUCUCCUUGGUUUCUGGAGUCAUCUUCCCCUUAAUAUUUUCAUUUCUUGAUUGGUUCCUUUCUCUAAAUCAUGUCUGAGGAAGCUCAAAGCUGGGGGAGAUUAUAGACUCAGAGCAAAUUCUUGCUGAUUGACAGGAAGAAGAAAUAUCCCUUCUUGCCCCCUUCCUUAAGUCUUUGUGGAUUAGAUUCUCAUAUGGCUUUAUAUUCCACUGAAAAUAAAACAAGUUUUGGUGUCCUCAUGUCUUUAAAUACUAACAAUGAAGAGAGUCUGAAUAUAUCACCAAAAAAAACAACCCUCCCCCCAAGAUCUAAGUGCACAAUAUUAGUUAAUAAUAUUGCAGACUUCAACAGGAAAGUUCUACUUCCUGAGGAUUUGCAGGGUCUAAGGCAAUAGAAGGCAAAAACCUGUUUGUUUGCUGCAAGCUUUAGCAAAUAGCUGAGUAGGAAUCCUUUCAUGCCUCUCAAAAGGUAUUGUUUGGUUCCUAGGUCAUAAUGGAGAUCCUGAUCAAGUUAUUCUAGGGUUAUUUCUUUGCUGUCUGGUAUUGACUAUUCAAAAAAUAUUCUCAUUUUAGAAACCAGAGACUCUCCAUCAUCUUUAACCAUUGACUUAGCUCUUCUUCAGUUGGUUGCAGCCUUUAAGCAUGAUUGCAUAUUUUCAUGUCUUCAGACUUGAAGCAAGCACAAAGAUCCAGUCAUAUAGAAUUGAGUCAUCAGUGUUUCAUUUUGUAGUAAAACCCAUGCCUAAUAGACAGAGCUGCUUUUUUAGCUUUUCGGCUGCCUGAAGAUAAAGUGGUCCCCGGAUAUCCCCUCCGUUUGCAACCAAGGUCAGCUUCUUCACUUUCCCGUAUGCUAUUACAUUUCAUUGGCCCUAGACCUCACCUACAUAUUUUCUAUCAUCUGUCAUCUGCCUCCUGUCGUUGGCCUCUUAUCCCCUUGGAUCACUCCCAUUAUUGAAACAUGGUGAAAUCUUCACAUGUUAAUAUGUUUUUCUUCAGGAUAUUCUGGCAUUAAAAAUGGGAAUGAGCAAAAAAUUUUGGAAGUGUUUAGGCAUGUGAAACUGAGCAAAAGACUGGUGCUUCACACUGCAUGGUGCAUAACUUCCUGAUAAUGAACAAUGGAAAUUUGGUCAUUGCUCAUAUAUUUAGUCUCCUAAUAUUUAAAAAUGUGUGCCCAGGAGACCUGUAAUUGAAGCUUGGCAGUGCAGCAGAGACUGUUUCCUCUGAGACACAGACUUUUAUUCAGGGACCUUCUUAAUCUAAGAUUGUUUAACAGCUGUGUGGAAUAGCUGGACUCAAACACCAUCAAAUUGGCCACCUUGCUUCUGACUGGAAUUAUAGGUGGAUUUCCUGCAUCUCUGUUACUGCAAUUUUUGGCUGUAGGGUGAUGGAGGGAUAGUGGGAUGUUAUCCCCUGAGCUUAGGCCUCUUGGGGUUUGGUCUUCUUGUUAAACUGAACUUUAAGGAGUCAACUGCUUGCUUUUUUGGCAAGUACCCAGAUUUGGGGAGGUAUUCAAUCUGCUUGAAAUUAUAGUAAAUUUGCUGUGCUUAUAAAGUGAUUUUCCCAAAGACACAUACAUAUCACUCUUAAAUAUUUUUCCUAUAAUUUCUUCUGUCACCUGGAUUUCUUUUAAUUUAAGCAAUGUAAGGAAAAUGCUUUUUAUGUUUCUGGGCAUGCAUUUUUCUGUCUUUUUUAAGUCCACGAGUAAUACUUCACUGUUGACAUUCUUGUUCCUGGAAGGAAUUAUGGGCACUUUAACUGGGCUGACAGUGUAUAGUGGCACUGUUUGUUCUACAAUAUGGUUUAUUUGUAACUUGGCUGAAGGUGGAAUUUUCUAAAUUGAAAUACAUUGUAGACUUCAGCAGAAAAGUUGUUAUUCCUCCCCCUGUUCUUCCAAUAAAAGUAAAUUAUACAGUAAACAUAAUGUUCUAGUUCUUUUCGAUAAAUUGGGAAACAAUUGUGUGGCCAAGUAUUUUUAUUUUUUUUUUAACCUUCUGGCAAUGUAUCUAUUUGGAAAUGCUUGUUUUAAAAGGUUUGCAAUUUCAGUAAGUAUUGUGUAUACCUUCAUUUGUGAGUAGCAGAACCCGUUUUAAUGCUGCAGUCCUUUGAAUACUUACAGCUGUGUUUUUCUUUGCUGCUGCAUGUAAUCCCAUUAAAACCGACACAAAUCUUU